AUGAUGCAGAUAGCGGGCGGGGUGAACGACCCGCGCGCCGCCGCCGCCGAACGCCGAGCGCGGCCGGCGCGGCGACACCUGGCGGCGAGUUGUGCAACCGCCGCGCCGACCUACCCCACGUCGGCCGCCGUGGUCACCGUCGCCGGGGCGGGCGUGGGAUACGCGACGAUCUUGGACGGCCGACAAGACAGAAGAGCGGGCGUUAACGCGGACGCUCGCACGCGGGGCGGUCUCCCAGUGGGUGACUGGUGGGCCCCUGAGCGCCCCUCACUCGGUCUGUGGGCCCCGAAGGUCGGGGCGACCUCGAUCGCGCGGAAACCGCGUCGCGGUCAAGGCCGCAGUCUAGACGCGACCCCCUACCCUCUCGCUAACCCCCCCUCCCCCGCCUCCGCUGAACCUUACACUCCCCCCGCCCCCACGGCCCUGUGCGUUCUAAACACCCCCGCGCGUCUCGUUUGCGUCCGCACGAGAUAUAAUGCUCUUAGCUAUACUGACCUACGUUUAGCA
Messenger RNA from Iphiclides podalirius (scarce swallowtail), 507 nucleotides. The record is from the annotation of a GenBank genome assembly. Lineage: Eukaryota; Metazoa; Arthropoda; Insecta; Lepidoptera; Papilionidae.